Molecule: messenger RNA, 6224 nt
Organism: Closterium sp. NIES-65
Lineage: Eukaryota; Viridiplantae; Streptophyta; Zygnematophyceae; Desmidiales; Closteriaceae
Source: the annotation of a GenBank genome assembly
GUGAGAAGCUAGCUGCGACCAAGGAUAAGCUGGGAGUGGCGAUUAGGAAGGGGAAGGAGGUGGUGCAGCAGCGGGAGGCGCUGAAAGGGACUCUGGCGGAGGAGACUGCUGUGCUGGAACGGUUAAGGGAGGAGCUGGAGCGAGAGAGAGAGGGGAGGAGGGACGCGUUGAAGGCUGUGGAGGUGAAGGAAGGGGAAGUGGCGGAGGGGAGACGGAGGCAGUUGCUGCAGCUGAGGGGAAGGGCGGCAGGGAUGGCGGAGGAAGGCGGGGAGAGGGUUAGGGAGAUGGAGGAGAGGGUGAGGGAGGCGGAAGAGAGGGUGCGGGUGGCGGAAGAGGAGGUAGCUGAGGUGAAAAGGCAAGCGGCGGAAGGGAGGGAGCGUGCUGUGGAGCUUCUAGGGCAGGUGGCGGAGAGAGAUGCGCUCCUGGCGAGGAGAGGAGAGGAGUUGAGGGAGGUGGAGAGGCGCGAGAGGGAACUGGAGAGAAGGGUUGCGGAGGAGAUGGAGAGGAGGAUUGAGGAGGGGAGGGAGGAGGGGAGGAGGGAAGUGGAGAGGGAGGUGGGGGUGUGGGAGGGUAGGGUAGAGGAGGAGAGGAGUAAGGCGGAAGAUGCUAUGAAAAAGGCGGAGUGUUUGUCUAAGGAGGUGGAUCAGUUACAGGAGAGGGUUGCAGAGACAGAGGGGCAGUUGGUUGCUUUGCAGACAGAACUUGCUGCAGCGAAGGGGGAGGUAGAGGAGAAGGAGGGAUCGGUGUCAGGGUUAGAGGUGAGCCUGAGUGGGGAGAGGGAGAGAGUGAGACAGCUGGAGGAAAUGGUGGGGACGCUGAGAGGGGAGGUUCAGGAGGCGCAGAAGGCAGGUGGUUCAGAAGCAGACGCGAGAGAAAGGGCGAGAGAGAGGGAGAGUGUGCUGACUCGAGAGUUGGAGUCGUUGCAAGCACAGAAAGAGGCGCUGGUGGGUGCUGUGGAGGAUGAGAGGGCGAUGAGGGAAGAGGCGGAAGAGGCUAAGAGGAGGGUGGAAGGAGAGAAGGGAGAGGUGGUGGAGAAGCAGGGGGAGCUGGAAGCAAGAGCGAGGUUUGCUGGUCGGGAGCAGGAGUUUGCAGGUUUGACUGCCGAAGCUGAGGCACGGUUGGAAGAGGUUCGGCAGGAGCUGGAGGGGAUGCGAGGGAGGGAGAAGGAGUGGGAAGGGAGGGUUGGGGAGGUGGAGGAGAGAGUGAGGGAGGGUGAGAGAGCGUUGCAGGAGAGUGAGAGGCUGUUGCAGGAGGUGAGGGAGAAGGGGGAGGGGCUUCAGAAGGAGCUCAGUGAGAUGGAAGAGAGAGCAAAGGAGGCUGAGGAACGGAAAAAGGAGGCUGAAGCAAGAGUUGAGGAGGCUGAGAGAAGGAGGAAAGAGGAAGAAGCUAGAUCGAGUGAGCUGUUGCUGCAAGUGGAGGAAGCCAGGAGGAGAGAGAGUGAGGUGAGCGAGGGGAGGGGUGGUGAGAGUGAGGUUGAGGCAUGGAGGGCUGAGUGGAAGGCUGAAGAGGCGUUGCUGCUGCAGAAGCAGGCUGAGAUAGAGGGGCUUUUGGUUGCUAAGGGGCGAGAAUUUCUGGAGCUGAAGGGAGAGUGGGAGAGGGAGAGGGAUGCUUGGGCAACCGAGAGAGGUGAGUGGGAGAGAAAGGCGAAGGGAUGGGCGAUGGAGAAAGAAGAUUUGCUUGGGAGGCUGCAGGGGGAAAGAGAAAAGUGGGAGGAGGAGCAGGGUAGGGUGGAGGAGAGUGAGGGGCAGUUACAGGAACAGGUGGAGGCGGAGAGGAGGAAAGUGGCCGGGUUGAGAGAGGAGAGAGAGCAGCUUCGGAAGAGGUUGGAGGGAUUGGAGGAGGAAGUGGAGCAGGUGCAGGAAGAGGUGGCAGCGGAGAGGCGGAAGGUGGAGGAGUUGAGAGGGAGUUUGGAGGAGGAGGAGAGGCGGUGUGGGGAGAUGGUGAGUGAGUUGCAGGCUGUGGCGGAGGGGAGGGAGGAGGAGAGGAAGCAAGUGGCGGGGCUGACAGAGGAGAAGGAGCAGCUGGAAAGGAGGGUGGAGGGUUUAGAGGAGGAAGUGAAGCAGGUGCAGGGCAAGAUGGAUGAGGUGGAGGAGGAGAAGGGGCAGCUACAGAGUAAGGUGCAGGGGCUGGAGGGGGAGGUGGAGCAGCUGCAGCAGAAGGUGCAGGCAGCAGAGCGGAAGGACGUGGUCACUCUCGCAAAGGUAGUUGCCAGCGAGACAGCCGCAGAGGAAGCAACCAGGCAGCUUCAAUCAGCCCAAGCCGCCCUCGAGGCAAAGCAAGUUGAACUGGCCGCCCUGCAACAGCAAGCAGAGGAGCUGGAAGAAACCCUAGAGCAGCGCGAGACAGAGCUUGAAUCCCUAAAAUCAGACAUCUCGGCGCGAGAGAUGAUCUGGCGUGCGUCGCAAGAUGCAGAGGCGAAGGCAGCAGAGGAUGCUAUUGCGGUGGAGGCAGCUGCUGCAAGGGAGAUGGCGGAGAGAGAGAGGGAUAAGGUGAAGGAGGAAGCUGAGGCGGAAGCAGCGGCUUUGAGGAAGGUUCUGGGAAUGCGGGAGUCGCAGCUGGAGAAGCUGCAGGCUCGGGUGGCCGAGGCUGAGGAGGUGGUUCGGGAGCUGGAGGAGGCUCGGGUGGAGCUCGAGAAAGCUCAGGGGGAGGUGGUUAGGGUUAGGGAGGAGAUGGGGGGAGAGAUGGAGAGAGUGAGGGAGAACAGUGUGAGAACAGAGGAGGAGGUGGAGAAGCUUAGGGCUGCUUUGGAGGGGUAUAGAGAGGAGGUGGAGGAGGGAGAGAAAAAGGUGAGUGAGUGUGAGAAGAGGCUAGAAGAGAGUGAGAAAGAGAGGAGGGCCGCUCUGGAGAAAAUGGAUUCGUUGCUUGGAGAGCUGAUGGAGAAGAGUGAGGAGAAUGAGAGGGUGAGAGAGGAGGGCGCUAGGCUGAAAGAGGAGGCCUGCCGGUUGAGGGAGCAGGCUAGUAGGCUGGAAGAGGAGCUGAAAGGGCGUGACGAGGAGAUUAGUAGGCUGAAACAGGAGGUUUUAAAGGUAAGUGCAAGUGCAGGAGCUGAUGGGGAGAGGGAGCGGAUGGAGGAGGAGGUAGUGCGACUUACUAGGGACGUAGAGCAGAAGGGAGCAUUGCUGAAGGUCGCUGAAGACGCAAGGGCAGCAGCUGAGGCGAAGAACGCGAGCCUGAGGGCAGAGGGCGAGGAGGGGGGGAAGAGGGAGGAGAGGGUGGGGGCAGGGGAGAUAAGAGCAGAGGCGAAGGCAACGAAUGUUGAGGACGCGGCCGAGAUAGAGGGGCUUCGUGCCAAGGUCUCUCUCCUUGAAACGGAGCUGUCUCAGUUGAAGCAAGGGGAGCGGAGCGGGGCAGGAGCAGGGGGAGAAGGAGCAGCAGGGGCGGCAGCAGGGGCAGCAGCAGAGGCAGCAGCAGAGGGGGAGCGGGUGAGGGAGUCACUGAAGCAGGCACAGGAGCAGGUGGCGGGGGUGAGGGAGAAGCUAAGCAAGGCUGUGCGCAAGGGCAAGGCAAUCGAGCAGCAGAAGCUGAAGCUCGAAGCAGACAUCGCUGCUGCCAGGGCUGAGAUUGACGCUCUCAGGACGAGCACUGGGGCAGGCGCAGGGACAGGGGUAGGAACAGGGCUAGGGGCAGCUGUAGCAGCAGCCGCAGGGGCAGGCGGAGGUGUAGCAGCAGGGGAGCAGGUAGACGAGCUGAGAGGAUUGUUGGCUGAGGCAGAAGAGGCGAGGAGGAAAGAGGUAGAGGCGAGGCAGAGAGAGGAGGAGGCGAAGAGGAAAGAGGAGGAGGCGAGGAGGAAGGCUGAGGAGAGGCUGAAAGAGACAGUGGCUAUGAUGGAAGGAGUGACAGAUGCUCUUGCGGGGCGAGAGAAGGAGUGUGAGGAGCUAAGUUUGGCUAGGGAGUUGGAGCAGGAGAGGGAGAGGAGAGAGGAAGCGGAUAGGAAUCUAGUGGGAGUGCAGGGUGGGUUGGAUGAGGAGAGGGAGGCGAGGAGAGUGGCAGAAGCUGAGCUGGAUAGUGUACGUUCUGAGCUGGCAAGUGCUCGUGAUGAGCUGGCACGUGUCCGUGCUGAGCUGGCAACGGCUGGUCGUGAUGAGGAGAGGAAGGAUGAAGGUGAAGCAGGAAGCAGUGGGGAGGAUGCUGAUGCAGUGGCUGUGAGAGAGAGAGUGAGGGAGCUGGAGGAGAGAGUGAGGGAGGAGGAGAAGAGAGUGAAGGAGGAGGGGGAGAGAGUGAGAUUGCAGGAGGAAAGACUGAGGGAGAAAGAGGAGAGAGUGAGGGAGGAGGUGGAGAGAGUGAGGGAGGAGGGAGAGAGAGUGAGGGAGGGAGGGAGAGAGAGUGAGGGAGGAGCGAGAGAGAGCCAAGGAGCUGGAAGUGAAAUUGAAAGAGAUGCUCUUGUAGCAGCAGAGCGGCAGGUGCAGGAUGAGAAGCGGGGUUUGGAGGAGCUGGUUGCGGUGCUGAGAGGUCGGAUUCAGGAGGUGGAGGCAGAGAGGGAUGGGUUGCAGGCAGCUGUUGGUCGGCUGGAGGGAGAGAAGGGGGACUUGCAGGAAGCAGUGGAGUGUUUGGAAGGGGAAAAAGGGCGAUUAGAAGGGGAAAGGACUGGUUUAAUGGCGGAAGUUUCUCGUUUGGAAGCAGAGAAGGAGGGUGCUCAGAUGGAGGAAGAGCGGUUGCGAGGUGAAUUGGAAGAAGAGAGGAGGAGAGCGGAGAGUGCGAGGGAGGAAGGUGAGGAGAGGGGGAGGAGGGUAGGUGAGCUGGAAAGAGUGGUUGAGGUCUUGAGGGGCGAGAUGGAAGAGAUGAGAAGGGAGAGGGGGGAGAGGGGGGAGAGGGGGGAGAGGGGGGAGAGAAGGGAGAGGGGGGAGUGGAGGGAGAGGGGGGAGAGGGGGGAGAGGGAGGAGAGGGAGGAGAGGGAGGAGGUGAGUAGGGAUGAAGUGGCUAAGGGUGAGAAGGAGUGGAGAGUAAAUGAAUUGGAGCGAGCCUUGCAAGAGAAGGAAGGAGAGGUGGAGAGACUGGUGAAGGAGGUGCGAGAAAAGGAGUUGAUAAUUGAGGAGUUGAGAGUGCAGGUUGGGGAGAGGGAUGGGGACCUUGAGAGGCUGAGGCAGGAGGUGGGGGAGAGGGAAUCGAUGAUGGGGGAGUUGAGAGAGCAAGUUGGGGAGAAGGAACGGGAGAUUGCGAAGUUGAAGAGCGAGGUUGGGGAGAGGGAUGGGGAGGUAGAGAGGCUGAGGCGGGAGGUGGGGGAGAAGGAGGCAGCAGUGGCGUCGGUGGCGGCGGCACGCAGCAAGGCAGUGGAGAAGCUGAAGAUGAUGGUUGAUAAGCUCAAGGAGGUGCAAGCACAGUCAGAGGCAGUGGUGCAGGAAGCAGAGAUGAGACUGGAGGAGAAGGACCGGGAGAUUGAAGAGAGGCUGAAUUCGGAGGCAGUGGUGCAGGAGGCAGAGAUGAGACUGGAGGAGAAGGACCGGGAGAUGGAGGAGCGGCUGAGAGAGAAGGAUAAGGAGCUGCAGGGGGUGUGGGACCUUGAUGGUGGUGCUGCUGCUACUGGUGCUGUUGCUGGUGCUGGUAAUGGCGUUAGCAGUGAUGUUACGAAAGGUGGUGAGGGGGAAAGCAUGGCUGGUGGUGCAGCAGCUGGCACUUUGGCGCCACAACAGCAGAAGUCUGAGGCAGGCGGUGCUGCUCUUCCUGACGUGGCAGAGAAGGAUGCUGAGCUGGCAAGGCUGCGCGAUGAGGUGGCAGCAGCGGGCGAGGCGGUGAAGGUGCUUGAGGGGCAACUGGAGGCAGCAAGAAGGGAGGCAGAUGACCUGAAGCGCAAGGCAGUCCAGUCACCUCUGCCCUCUUCCUCCUCUUCCUCACAAUUAGCCUCAGCAUCAGCCUCCACUCUCCUGCCAGUCACCACGCAGAGGAAGGCAGCACCCGGGGGAGGUGCAUCCGACACGUCAGCAGAGUACCUGCCACUGCUGGCGCAGCAGCUCGCAACGUCAUCAUCCGCCUCGCUGGCGGGCCACACGGCGCUGCAGAUCUCUGACUCGUACCCCGAUGAUGAAGUGCACGGGUUCAAGUCAAUAGUCAGUGCCUUCCGUUUCCUGCCGUCCUUCCUGCACCCAGCCGCCAAGGGCAUCGACCGCCUAUGUGUGGCGGGAGGGCAGUCACUCAUGGCACGACCCAUGAUGAGGCUGCUGCUCGUGCUCUACUGGAUGGCCAUGCAUGCUGCCAUGCUUGCUAUGCUUGCCGCCCUCACUGUUGCCUGA